AUGGACCGGACACGGAGCACCUCGUCCGGGGGCACCUUUGUCGGCUCCGCCACCGAAUCCGAAUUCCCCUCCAUCACCAACAAGCGACUCCCCGGCCGCGCGACGCCCUCCCCGUCUCCCACCUCGGCCCUCCACCCUUCCGCGAACAGCUAUGGGCCUCCGAGGCCCGCGAGCGCCAACUCGGCAGCCCCCGCCGCGCCCGCGCCGACGUUAGAGCGGCGCAAAUUCAACUCGUUUGAGUCGCAGCGCAUGGAGCCGCGGGCGCCGGCGCACCUGCAGGGCGUGCCCAUCAACUUUAGCAAGACCAACGUUGCCCGCGAGCUCCGACACGUGGUGACGUCGACGCCGCAGCAGCAGCAACAGCAACAACAGCAGCAGCAGUCGAAGCCUAGGUUAAUCGCCGAGGAGAAACCGCGGGCGAGGGGCGGUGCGGGCACGCAGCAGCCGCAGGUUAACCCGGGGACGGAACCUACGCCCACGCCGUCGGAACGGUCGGCGGCGGACGGCGGAAGCAGGUUCGGGGGCGGGCGGGGACUCGGGCCGGGCGAUGAAAAGGGCCGGUGGAGUAAGAGGGUGUCGAGGCGGGCGAGGUUCUCGCUCGCGGCGGUGGGGGUGCCGUAUAUUGAGCGGCCGGGGCGCGCGCGGGUCGACGACGAGGACGACUACGAUUACGAUGGUAGCGAUGGGGGUCCUCGGGGAGGCGAGGUGGAAGGAGGAGACGGGGUGGUGCUGCGGCGGGGGUUGCUAGCCACAACAACACCCACAAGCACAGCACCCACCAGCACAACAACGGGCUUCCUCGUAUCCACACAACCCGCCUCCGAGCCCCUCUCGUGCCCGAAAUCCGACCGGAGGGCGUACCCGGUGCCGGACACGGACAAGUCGUUCCUGGUGUUCUGCGCCAUCGACUACACCGAGGGCACGCAGGAGCUGGGCGAGGUGCGGGCGGCCAGCAUGGAGGAGUGCGUGGGCAGCUGCGCGGAGCUGGCGGCGUGUCAGGGGUGCGGGUGGGGGUUCAUCGAGGGCGACAAGGACGAGAAGUUUCGCUGCUGGCUCAAGGGGACGAUUGGGCUGAAGCACGUGGCGAGGGCGAAUUGGACUUUUGCGCUGUUGCAGCAGGAGUGA
This is a messenger RNA of Parascedosporium putredinis, 1125 nucleotides long. Lineage: Eukaryota; Fungi; Ascomycota; Sordariomycetes; Microascales; Microascaceae. The record is from the annotation of a GenBank genome assembly.